Oryza sativa Japonica Group (Japanese rice) is the source of this 2642-nucleotide messenger RNA. Its product is annotated as hydroxyproline O-galactosyltransferase GALT2. Lineage: Eukaryota; Viridiplantae; Streptophyta; Magnoliopsida; Poales; Poaceae. The record is from RefSeq and is a predicted model, not a curated record. Gene Ontology annotation, cellular component: Golgi membrane. Gene Ontology annotation, molecular function: hexosyltransferase activity; carbohydrate binding.
AUUUCUCCUCCUCAUCGCCCGGACCGUACGGCCACGCCACCCUCCGAUCCCACGCCGCGCGCCGCGCCAGAUCCGGCGCGCCGCCGCCGCUCGCCGGAGACGCACGCGGGGCGUGGCCCCCGCUACUGCGCCGCGGAAGGAGGAGGAGGGGGAAGGGGGGUGGCGCAAUGGCGCGGCGGUGGCGGCCGUCGCACCUGGUGCUCGUGGCGGGGGCCGCCUACCUCCUCCUCAUCUCCCUCAAGUUCCGCCGCGUGCUCGACCUCGCCACCGCCGACCUCGCCGCCACCGACGCCGCCUUCUCCUCCCCUUCCUCCUCCGACCACCUCCCCCCGCUCCCGGUCUCCACCACCACCACCACCUCCACCUCCCCCGGGAACGGGAACGGCAACGCGACGCUGUUCCAGGUCCAGCCCUUCUGGCACCGCUACGACCGCGUCUCCCUCCCGGACAUCGUGGCGCGCAACCGCUCGGCGCUCGACCGCAUGGCCGACGACGCGUGGGCGCUCGGCCUCACCGCGUGGGAGGACGCCGCGGCCUUCGCGGGCGACCCGUGGGAGCUCGCCGCCGUCGACACCGCCACCACCGACAAAUGCCCCUCCGCCGUCUCCGUGCGCGCGCGCGGGAGGGUCGUCUUCCUGCCCUGCGGCCUCGCCGCCGGCUCCUCCGUCACCGUCGUCGGCACGCCCAGGGCCGCCCACAAGGAGUACGUGCCGCAGCUGGCCAGGAUGCGCCAGGGGGAUGGCACCGUGCUCGUCUCCCAGUUCAUGGUCGAGCUUCAGGGGCUUCGCGCCGUCGACGGUGAGGACCCGCCCAGGAUACUGCACCUCAACCCCAGGUUGAGAGGGGAUUGGAGCCAGCGACCAAUCAUCGAGCACAAUACCUGCUAUAGGAUGCAGUGGGGCUCCGCGCAGCGCUGCGAUGGGUCGCCGCCCGAGGACAACGACGAUAAGGUUGAUGGGUUCACCAAAUGUGAAAAAUGGAUACGUGAUGAUGUUGUUGACACAAAGGAGUCCAAGACAACUUCAUGGUUGAAGAGGUUCAUUGGGCGUGCAAAGAAACCUGCAAUGACAUGGCCAUUCCCUUUUGUAGAAGACAGGCUAUUUGUUCUUACUAUGCAAGCUGGAGUUGAAGGUUUCCAUAUAUAUGUUGGUGGAAGACAUGUGACCUCCUUCCCUUACAGACCAGGCUUCACUCUUGAAGAUGCAACAGGGUUAUUUGUUAAGGGCGAUGUGGAUGUUCAUUCAGUUUAUGCCACUGCACUUCCUAUGUCUCAUCCCAGUUUUUCACUUCAACAAGUUCUUGAGAUGUCAGAAAAAUGGAGGACCCGACCACUACCAAAAGAUCCAGUUUUUCUUUUUAUUGGAAUACUCUCUGCUUCUAAUCAUUUCGCUGAGCGAAUGGCUGUUAGAAAAACAUGGAUGCAAAGUUCAGAAGUCCGGUCAUCUAAAGUGGUUGCCCGAUUCUUUGUUGCACUGAAUUCAAGGAAAGAGGUCAAUGUAAUGCUUAAGAGAGAAGCUGAAUACUUUGGAGACAUUGUAAUUUUGCCAUUUAUAGAUCGUUAUGAGUUGGUGGUUCUCAAGACAAUCGCUAUUUGCGAGUACGGGGUCCAAAAUUUGGCUGCUGUACAUAUCAUGAAAUGUGACGAUGAUACAUUUGUGAGGGUAGAUGUGGUUGUCAGACACAUCAAGUUGAACAAUGGUGGCAGGCCAUUAUAUAUGGGGAACCUCAACCUCUUGCAUAGGCCCUUGAGAAUGGGUAAAUGGACAGUUACAACAGAGGAGUGGCCUGAAGACAUCUAUCCACCUUAUGCAAAUGGACCCGGUUAUGUGAUUUCUGGUGACAUAGCGAAAUUCGUCGUGUCUCAGCAUGCCAACCAGAGCUUAAGGCUAUUCAAGAUGGAGGACGUAAGCAUGGGGCUGUGGGUUGAGAAGUUCAACUCCACGUCUCCUGUCAAGUAUUCCCACAGCUGGAAGUUCUGCCAGUACGGCUGCCUGGAGAACUAUUACACGGCGCAUUACCAGUCACCGAGGCAAAUGCUGUGCCUCUGGGACAAGCUGGUCCAGGGCCGAGCAUCCUGCUGCAACUACAGAUAGCGAGACGACAAAUGGAUUAAAUCAGUCACUCGACUUUAGCAUUCCUCCUCCACCUGCCGGUUAUUUUGGUUGGUGGGGUGGCUGGCUGGUGUUCUCUUUUUUGACACGAAGAAUCACCUGACAAUAGCUUAGCUGCUGCAAUGUUGACUCGAUCGAGCUCAUCGCUUCACAUGGCUGUGAUGUUGGGGCUUGAAGAUUAGGCAGCUCCGGUCCAUGGUUCCAUGCAUUUGCCUGAUUUCCAUUCGCCAUCUCGUGGCGUCUAUGUCCUUAUUCCUGUAAUUGAUCCCAAUUUUGAUGUAGUAGAUGAUCAGAUCAGCAUAUUAUUAGAUAUAUAUGCCUGUUCUUGUAGCCUAGAAUCCUAGAAACUUGGACAGAAUCCUGAUGAUGCUAAAAAUCAUCUCUGUUCUUCUCUUUCUUGUAAAAGAUAGCCUCUUUUUUUCUCCACUCAUGAGUUCCAUCGAUGAUGUAUUUUCUCUGUCAUUGCUAUUCUUGGAUAGCACCCACUCAACUGUUGAAGAAACUAAACUAGAUUUGUUGUCAUUUGUGUUA